This is a messenger RNA of Arachis ipaensis, 1407 nucleotides long. RefSeq lists its product as uncharacterized. The record is from RefSeq and is a predicted model, not a curated record. Gene Ontology annotation, molecular function: RNA-DNA hybrid ribonuclease activity; nucleic acid binding. Gene Ontology annotation, biological process: DNA integration. Lineage: Eukaryota; Viridiplantae; Streptophyta; Magnoliopsida; Fabales; Fabaceae.
AUGGCGAAUGUUCAUCCACAUGAGCCCUUAAAAUUGUACAUUGCAGCAUCUCCAAACACAAUUGGGUGUAUGCUAGCUCAAGAUGAUGAGAAUGGGAAUGAACGGGUAGUUUAUUACCUUAGUCGAGUUUUGACUGAUAUUGAGACAAGUUUUCCAAUGUUACGAGGACGUUUAGGGAAAUGGAUGCUCGCUUUGACAGAGUUCGAUUUGCAAUAUGUCCCAAUAAAAGCUGUGAAAGGUCAGGUCAUUGCAGAUUUUCUAGUUGAUAAUUCGAACAAUCUGAAUAACCAGGGGGCAAAUGUACUCGACAUUAAAGUCGAUUAUUGGAAGUUAUAUUUUGAUGGAUCGAAGCACAAAGAUGGUGCAGGAGUUGGAAUUCUUAUUAUCUCACCAGAAGGGAUUCCAUCAGAAUUCCUGUUCGAGUUAAAAUAUCCUUACUCGAAUAAUAUGGCAGAGUAUGAAACUUUAAUUUUGAGUCUUGAAAUCUUGAUUGGAAAAGGGGCUUUAGAAGUCCAAAUCCUAGGGGACUCUCAGUUAGUCCUUAAGCAGUUAUGGAAAGAGUUUAAAUGUAAUAAUGAGGAGUUGCAAAAAUACUUGGCAACGGCUUGGAAGUUGUUAACCUAUUUUCGAAAAGUUUCUUUGGUUCAUAUCCCAAGGAUUCAUAAUGAGGUCGCUAAUGAGUUAGCCCAAAUUGCUUCGAGGUAUAGGAUCGGCCCAGAAACUUUAAGAAAACUGGACAGUAUCCAUAAAAUUUUAGUGCCUGCGGAUAAAAGGGAAGCUUUGUGUAUAGGUGAAUGGGAAGACAAUGAUUGGAGAAAACUUAUUGCUGAAUAUUUAAAGAAUCCCAGCAUCCCAGUCGACAAAAAGGUAAAAUUACAAGCAAUAAAUUUUGUCUUGAUGGCUGAUGAGUUGUAUAAAAAGGGAAUCGAUGGAACUCUGUCGAGAUGCCUGAGGCAAAAUGAUAAAUUCAUUGCUUUGGGCGAAGUCCAUAAAGGGAUAUGUGGUACUCAUCAGGCUGGGAAGAAGAUGAAAUGGGUGUUAUAUCGCAAUCAUGUAUAUUGGCCAUCCAUGAUCAAAGAUUGUAUCGAAUAUGCAAAGGCGUGUCAGGAAUGUCAAAAGCAUGGUUUGAUACAACAGAUCCCAACAUCUGAGUUACAUUCGAUUAUAAAGCCAUGGCCGUUUAGAGGUUGGACUUUGGAUUUAAGUGGAUUGAUUCACCCUUCUUCAUCAAAACAUCAUAAAUUUAUCCUGGUAGCAAUUGAUUAUUUCAAAAAGUGGGUCGAAGCAGUUCCUUUAAUAGAAGUUGCACAAAAUGAAAUAAUAGAUUUUUUUGAGGAAUAUAUAAUCCAUCGAUUUGAAAUUUCUCAAACAUUGAGCACUGAUCAAGGGACUAUGUUUACUGGUUAG